Molecule: messenger RNA, 666 nt
Organism: Pochonia chlamydosporia 170
Lineage: Eukaryota; Fungi; Ascomycota; Sordariomycetes; Hypocreales; Clavicipitaceae
Product: glutathione-s-transferase theta, gst
Exons: 2
Coding region: 1-666 (221 amino acids)
Source: RefSeq, a predicted model, not a curated record
AUGGCCAACUUCAAACCCAUGACCCUCUACUCCCACGCCGGCGGCCCCAACCCCUGGAAAGUAGCCAUCAUCCUCGAAGAGCUCAACCUCCCAUACGCCCACAAAUUCCUCGACUUCACCUCCGUCAAAGCCGAGCCCUUCAUCUCCCUAAACCCCAACGGCCGCGUCCCCGGCCUCGAAGACCCCAACACCAACAUCUCUCUCUGGGAGUCCGGCGCCAUAAUCGACUACCUCAUCGACACCUACGACACCACCCACAAGCUCCAAUACACGAGCACACCUGAAAAAUACCAGACCCGCGUAUGGGAACACUUCCAAAUGUCCGGCCAGGGCCCCUACUUCGGCCAACUCAUCUGGUUCGUGAGAUAUCACCCCGAGAAGGUGCAGAGCGCGAUUGAUCGCUACGCCAAGGAGAUUAAGCGCGUGACGGGGGUGAUUGACGCGCACUUGAAGAAGCAGAAGAGUGAGUAUCUCGUGGGCGAUAAGUUGACGUAUGCGGAUUUGAUGUUUAUUCCGUGGGCGGUGACGGCGCAGAGCUUGGGGAAGGAGGUUGUUGAUUUGUCUGGGUUUGAGGCGUAUGAUGCGUGGAUGGAGAGGUUGACGAGUCGGCCGUCUGCGGCGAAGAUUAUCAAGGAGAGGCAGGAGGCUAUGGCGAAGGCUCAUUAG